Hyla sarda is the source of this 1667-nucleotide messenger RNA. It is a transcript of the gene SUMO3, whose product is annotated as small ubiquitin like modifier 3. The coding region runs from base 13 to 444 and encodes 143 amino acids. The record is from RefSeq and is a predicted model, not a curated record. The transcript is spliced from 4 exons. Gene Ontology annotation, cellular component: nucleus. Lineage: Eukaryota; Metazoa; Chordata; Amphibia; Anura; Hylidae. Gene Ontology annotation, molecular function: ubiquitin-like protein ligase binding; protein tag activity. Gene Ontology annotation, biological process: protein sumoylation.
GCCCGCCGUGAUAUGAUGCGGGGUCACCGUGGGACCCCGCGUUAUAUCACGGGAGCGGGACCAAGGACGUACUUGGUCCUUAAGGGGCUAAGCAUAAUAAAUGGGAAUUCCCAGGUUUGUGCAGUAGGUCUUGAGCUGUUCUACAGUGUUUUUUUUUUUUUUUUUUUAUGGCAUAUUCUGGAAACUGUUAAGACAGAGAAUGACCACAUCAACCUUAAGGUGGCAGGACAGGAUGGCUCUGUGGUCCAGUUCAAAAUCAAGCGACACACUCCUCUCAGCAAGUUAAUGAAGGCGUACUGUGACAGACAGGGUUUGUCGAUGAGACACAUACGGUUCAGGUUUGAUGGUCAGCCUAUUAAUGAAACAGACACCCCGGCACAGCUUGAGAUGGAAGAUGAGGAUACCAUUGAUGUGUUUCAACAACAGACAGGUGGCAUGUGCUAAGCCAGUUAUUUCAAAGUGGAAGGUGCCCAGUGAGCCUUCAUGCACCUAACUUCCUACAUCUGCCCUUCAUGACAAGAACAUGCUGAUCACAACAUUCUGGAAAUAUUAGCAGACUGUGGAAACAUUUGAUUUAAUUUUUUUUCCUUUGCCCUACAUACAAGUCGUGGAAGUUUUGUUGUAAAGAGGGCCAAUAUCAACAAUUACUUUACUAAAGUGGUUUUGUUUUCUUGUAUUUUACUAUAUUGUGUGGCACUGUUAAUUUUUUUUUUUACAGCAAACUUUAUUUUUUUUCAUUUUGUCAUGUAAAUAGUUGAACAAGUUCCCUGCUAGAGUGUAACUGACAUUUAUGCCAGGACAUUCAUGGUUUGUUCGGUUCUAAAUUGCUCUACCCCCCCCCCCCCCCCCCCCCCCCCAAAGCCACAUUUGAAAUCAAGUUAGUUUAGAAGUAGGGAAUCUCUAUGGGGGGAGGGACAUGAUUUUAUUUACUACUGUGCUACAAACCUCAACAAUACCAUGCUUAUGCUGUUUUACAAAUAGUUGAGAUUUUGGGUACUGUAUCUGACAUGUCUGUGGGUAACCAUAAAACAAAUUUCACUAGAUUACCAUACUGUCAUUGUCUGAAGGAUGGUUAAUACUGGGUCUCUAUUGAUGUCAUUAACUGGCUUUUUCCUAUGUAGAUUCCACCUGGUUCCUUUAGCGCAGCAAGUAAGCUAAACCUUCAGAUAUCCAUUCCUUUUAAAAUCAACAUGCUGCUAAAGAAAACCAGUAUGCCAGCAAAGCUGUCUUUUUUUUUGGAGGCAAUGACCUGUUCAGUGCAAGAAAUCUGAGAUCAGAUUCUUGGUCAGUUGUAGCAUAGAUUGCAAAGAAAAUGAAGAGUCUAAUAGCCCACUUUUAAAUCUGUUCUUAGUGCUUCAUGUUUAGAAUGUUGUUUCAAUACUGCUGCCAUUUUCUUAACUAAAGUGGUACUUUGCAAUGAAAACUUGCAGGACAUUAAUGUCUUUCUCCAGAAACGUUGGAAAUUCCCAUAUUUCAGAUGUACUAGUAGUCAGUACAAAGAACUUGAUGCCAGCUGAGUAAUAAAAAGAAAUACUCUUCCAUGUAAUAAAGUUCUUGUUUGUAACUCAUUAGUCUCCUACAAUGUGGCCUCUGGUUUCUUUUAAUCCUUAUCUGAUGGAUAAAUGUAUUAUUUCAAUUACAAAAUAAAGAAAACUUUAAGUCAACAA